This is a messenger RNA of Cicer arietinum (chickpea), 1012 nucleotides long. RefSeq names its product Golgi SNAP receptor complex member 1-1. NCBI's taxonomy places the organism in Eukaryota, Viridiplantae, Streptophyta, Magnoliopsida, Fabales, Fabaceae. Gene Ontology annotation, cellular component: SNARE complex; Golgi membrane; cis-Golgi network. Gene Ontology annotation, biological process: vesicle fusion; endoplasmic reticulum to Golgi vesicle-mediated transport; inter-Golgi cisterna vesicle-mediated transport. Gene Ontology annotation, molecular function: SNAP receptor activity. The record is from RefSeq and is a predicted model, not a curated record.
AAUUUUGGAUUAGGAAGGAAGCAACCCAAUUUUUAGAUGGAAAGAAAAGCCGAAGAAAGGAAAAUUGAAGAAGCGGUGUCGUCGUCGUCUGUGUCGUGGGAACAGACGGCGUAUCUUGAUCCUACUUCCUUCCUACUUUUCACUUUUCAUCUUUCUCAUCCAUGGACCUCCAUCCUUCAUGGGAUUCCCUUCGCAAUCAGGCAAGAAAACUUGAAGCUCAGUUGGAUGAGCAAAUGAUUUCAUAUCGUAAAUUGGUUUCAGCAAAAGUCUCAACAAAAGCUGAUGCAUCGGAGAGUGACCUGGAGUCUUGGAUUGAGCGAUUGCUAAACCAACUCAAACAAGUAAACUCACAGAUGCAAGCUUGGGUGUCCUCUGGUGGCUCAGAAAUGGUUUCUCAUACUCUGAACAGACACCAAGAAAUAUUUCAGGAUCUCACCCAGGAGUUUUAUCGUCUCCGAUCUAAUCUUAGAGCUAAGCAAGAGCAUGCUUCACUACUUGAUGAUUUUAAAGAGUUCGAUAGAACAAGAUUAGAUUUGGAAGAGGGUUCAGGUUCUGAACAGCAAACCCUCCUUAAAGAGCGUGCAUCUAUCAGCCGAAGUACAGGACAGAUGGACACUGUUAUUUCACAAGCACAAGCAACGCUCGGUGCACUAGUCUUCCAGCGUUCAACUUUUGGUGGGAUCAAUUCAAAGCUCAGCAACGUGAGCAGUCGCCUCCCAACGGUAAAUAAUAUUCUGUCAGCAAUAAAGCGAAAAAAGUCGAUGGAUACCAUUAUACUUUCCCUUGUUGGGUCUGUAUGCAUUUUUCUUAUUUUCAUAUAUUGGCUAACAAAGUAAAGAUGUUUUUUGUGUUGGUAGUGUUGGUUUAAUCUAUUAUAUACUCCUUGUCUAUUGGGGGAGAAGGCAUAAUGUAUUGUUUGAUUGCUUUCAUCUGAAGAAAAGCCUAGUAAAUAUGAAGUUGUGAAAUUUAGAUUUUGACAUCAAUGUAUAAAAUUGUGUGUUCCAAUUCAUAA